Messenger RNA from Anolis sagrei ordinatus, 4660 nucleotides. It is a transcript of the gene SRGAP1, whose product is annotated as SLIT-ROBO Rho GTPase activating protein 1. NCBI's taxonomy places the organism in Eukaryota, Metazoa, Chordata, Lepidosauria, Squamata, Anolidae. The record is from RefSeq and is a predicted model, not a curated record. Gene Ontology annotation, molecular function: protein binding. Gene Ontology annotation, cellular component: cytoplasm. Gene Ontology annotation, biological process: negative regulation of cell migration; signal transduction.
GGGAGAAGGGAGGGGGGUGCUUGAGGAGAACUCGGGGUCGUCGGCAUUGGCUGGGCGCUCCCCUCAGGCAGGAGUUUGGCCUGAAAGGAAAGGCGGCCAGAAGGGGAAAGUGAGCGGGGAGGCCGGCGGAGAAGUUACUUUCUGAGGCGGAGAGAGAGAGAAGGGGCUUCGCUGGAGGAGGAAGUUGGGGAGAGGAGGCGGGUCUCCCCUCAGACAACGCUGCGGGCGGGCGGGGGGCGGCGUGACUGACUCUGGCGCGGAGUUAGCCCGGGAGGAGCCUUCCUGGAGGGAGGAGGAGGAGGAGGAGGAGAGUUCGCCUCAGUUUGGGGCCCGGAGAUGGUGCCGGCGCCAGGGCUAUCCGCCUGAACUCCCUCCUUCCCUCCCUCUCUUCCCUCUGCUCCUUCGCGCCGCUUCGCCCUCAGCCUCCUCUUCCCGAGAAGGAUACGGGACCAGGGGAGCCUCUCCCUGCCUCUUAAAGGGAACGCCGUGCGGAUCAUCAUCCUUGGCAUCAUCAUCAUCAUCAUGUCAACCCCAAGCAGAUUCAAGAAGGACAAAGAGAUCGUGGCUGAAUAUGAAAGUCAAGUGAAAGAGAUUCGAGCUCAAUUAAUAGAGCAACAAAAAUGUCUGGAGCAGCAGACUGAAAUGAGAGUGCAGCUACUUCAAGAUCUGCAGGAUUUCUUCCGUAAAAAGGCAGAAAUAGAGACUGAAUAUUCUCGCAAUCUAGAAAAAUUAGCAGAAAGAUUCAUGGCAAAAACAAGAAGUACAAAAGAUCACCAACAAUACAAAAAAGACCAAAAUCUGCUAUCUCCAGUAAAUUGUUGGUAUUUACUACUCAACCAAGUGAGACGGGAAAGCAAAGAUCAUGCAACUCUGAGUGAUAUUUACCUGAACAAUGUCAUCAUGCGUUUUAUGCAGAUAAGUGAGGAUUCCACCCGAAUGUUCAAAAAGAGCAAAGAAAUUGCAUUCCAGCUACAUGAGGAUUUAAUGAGAGUUCUGAAUGAGCUUUAUACGGUCAUGAAAACAUACCAUAUGUAUCAUACAGAGAGUAUCAGUGCAGAAAGUAAACUGAAGGAGGCUGAAAAACAAGAAGAAAAACAAAUUGGCAGGUCAGGAGAACCUGUUUUUCAUAUUCGACUGGAGGAAAGACACCCAAGACGGAGUUCUGUGAAGAAAAUUGAAAAAAUGAAGGAAAAACGUCAAGCGAAAUAUUCUGAAAACAAGCUGAAAUCCAUUAAGGCUAGAAAUGAAUAUCUACUAACUCUUGAAGCAACAAAUUCUUCUGUUUUCAAGUAUUACAUUCAUGACCUUUCAGAUCUGAUUGAUUGUUGUGAUCUUGGAUAUCAUGCCAGCCUGAACAGAGCCUUAAGAACAUAUCUCUCUGCAGAGUACAACCUUGAAACUUCUCGACAUGAGGGUCUGGACAUUAUUGAGAAUGCUGUUGAUAAUUUGGAGCCACGAAGUGACAAGCAGAGAUUCAUGGAGAUGUAUCCUACAGCCUUUUGCCCUCCCGUGAGAUUUGAAUUCCAGCCCCAUAUGGGUGAUGAGGUUUCUCAGGUCAGUGCUCAGCAGCCAGUCCAAGGGGAACUUAUGCUUAGGUAUCAGCAACUUCAGUCACGACUAGCCACGCUUAAAAUUGAAAACGAGGAGGUGAAGAAGACAACGGAAGCAACUUUACAGACAGUACAAGACAUGGUCACCAUUGAAGACUAUGAUGUUUCUGAAUGUUUUCAGCAUAGCCGCUCAACUGAAUCUGUGAAGUCAACCGUUUCUGAGACAUACUUGAGCAAGCCUAGCAUUGCUAAGAGAAGAGCUAACCAGCAGGAGACUGAACAGUUCUAUUUCAUGAAAUUCAGAGAAUACCUGGAGGGGAGCAACCUUAUCACAAAGCUCCAGGCAAAACAUGAUUUAUUACAGCAAACACUUGCAGAAGGUCAUAGAGCAGAAUAUAUGACUACAAGUCGAGGACGAAGGAACUCGCACAUCAGGCAUCAGGACUCAGGACAAGUAAUCCCCCUCAUAGUAGAAAGUUGCAUCCGAUUUAUCAACUUAUAUGGUCUUCAGCACCAAGGCAUUUUCAGAGUGUCUGGUUCCCAGGUGGAAGUCAAUGAUAUUAAAAAUUCAUUUGAGAGAGGUGAAAAUCCUUUGGCCGAAGACCAAAGUAACCAUGACAUUAACUCAGUUGCUGGAGUGCUGAAGCUUUAUUUCCGUGGGCUAGAGAACCCUGUAUUUCCUAAGGAAAGAUUUAAUGAUCUUAUUUCUUGCGUCAGAAUAGAAAAUCUCUAUGAGAGAGCUCUUCACAUACGUAAACUCAUCCUGACUUUGCCAAGAUCAGUCCUUAUAGUGCUGAGAUACCUCUUUGCCUUCCUCAAUCAUCUAUCACAGUACAGUGAUGAAAACAUGAUGGAUCCUUAUAACCUGGCCAUUUGUUUUGGUCCAACACUGAUGCCUGUUCCAGACAUACAAGACCAAGUGUCAUGCCAGGCUCAUGUAAAUGAAAUAAUCAAAACUAUCAUUAUUCACCAUGAGACCAUUUUCCCUGACAUUAAGGAGCUUGAUGGCCCGGUUUAUGAAAAAUGUAUGGCUGGUGAUGAAUAUUGUGAUAGCCCCUAUAGUGAGCAUGGUACCUUAGAAGAAGUGGAUCUGGAUGCAGGUGCAGAGACACACACCAGUGAAGAUGAAUGUGAACCCAUAGAAGCUAUUGCCAAGUUCGACUACGUUGGGAGAUCUGCACGAGAACUUUCUUUUAAAAAGGGAGCUUCCUUGCUUUUGUAUCACCGAGCUUCCGAUGACUGGUGGGAAGGAAGACAUAAUGGGAUUGAUGGCCUUGUACCUCACCAAUACAUAGUGGUUCAAGAUAUGGAUGAUGCAUUCUCAGAUACACUGAGCCAAAAAGCAGAUAGUGAAGCCAGCAGUGGUCCAAUAACGGAUGAUAAAUCUUCAUCUAAGGAUAUGAAUUCACCAACAGAUCGCCAUUCUGAUACACAUUCAGGAAGGCAACGUAAGAAAUCUGAACUCCCCUUUUCCGGCAGACGUCCUGGCAGGACCAGUGAUGGACACUGCCCAGUGCAUCCCCCCAACAGCCUGGCCAAUUCAUCUCUGGAGUUGGGUUCCCCCAGUUUGGCAAGCCACAAUCCUUCUCGCACUGUCCUGCAAAACCGCAACCUCAACACCGACAGCCCAGAAAGAAGGCGCAGACCUGGCCAUGGCAGCCUUACUAAUAUUAGUAGGCAUGAGUCACUGAAGAAGAUAGACAGUCCUCCAAUCAGAAGGUCAACAUCAUCUGGCCAGUACCCAGUUUUCAAUGACCACAAACCACUUGAUCCAGAGUCAAUUGCUCAGGAUAUUGAAGAAACAAUGAACACAGCUCUGAAUGAACUCCGGGAACUAGAACGUCAGAGCUCUGCAAAACAUGCUCCUGAUGUAGUGCUGGACACUUUGGAGCAAAUGAAAAACCCUCCUCCCUCCAGCACCAUCUCCUCAGAAUCACUGAGUCCUCAUCACAAUGUCCUCCUGAGAAGCACUGAGCCUCAGAUUCGGCUAAGCACUAGUUCUUCCAGCGACACUAUGAGUACCUUCAAGCCCAUGGUGGCACCCAGGAUGGGAGUGCAGCUGAAGCCCCCUGCACUUAGGCCCAAGCCCAUCGUUCUUCCAAAAACCAACCCAAGCCUAGGCCCAUCUUCUCCUUCUCAAGGUUCAACAGACAAGUCUUGCACCAUGUAAAGACCAUGGGAUGAACUACCAUGACAAUGGAACACUGAUAGCUGUCUGGACUCCAUCACACCUUUAAUUUGUGUUUAUAACUAGAGAACUUGUUUUUCAGGGUUUUUAAAUGUAAUGUCUCAAGCUACCUACGUUAAUGUGGGCAUUUAAUAUGGGUGCAAUUUUUAAACUGGACAACUCCGUAUGAUAUUGUGAAACAACAAAAACACACACUCAGUUACUUGAAACUUCCACACAGCACCUUUUUUCUAAGAGAAGCACUACAGGUCACUGCCAGCCUCCCAUGAAGUUCAAUAACUUUACACUGACUGUACUUUUUAGACCUCACAAGGAGUUAUUAUGAAUGGUGAUUUGAAAUGAAUUUAUUCCUUUAUUAUCUUCUAUUUUCCUUCUAAUAUGAAGCAGAUUUUUAUAAGGGCUGAGAGUUUGCAUCUUGAGACUUAUUCAGCAGGUUAUAUAAAAUGAAUAGAGAAGGUAAGGUAGGAUCACUCUGACAUUACCUUCAAAACACUUGGUAUAGGCAUUGGUGGUGGGAAAUGGGGAAUUAGUUUUAUUUCUCACUGAUGUAGAAGCUGGCUUUCCAAAUCAAAGUGAAAGCUUGUCAGAAUGGCUGUAGACUGAUUUGUAAUGGUUGCACUCAGGCUUUCUGCAUUGCAAUAAAGCUAGAUUUUUAGCCACUGGUUCCUUCAGAUAACUAUUUGCAAACAAUUCACUAUUUAAAAUGUUUACAUUCCUAUGAGCCAAUUGUUUGGGUAUCUCUGCAGAUAGAAAGUCUUAGUUCGCUUGUGAUUUGUAACUAAGCAUUCCUGGAAAGUUUGAAAGAUAGUUGUGAAACUUAACAAUUUUGAAGCUGCUCUAUCCUUAUGGUUAUGGAACACAACGUAUGCUGGUUGUUGGUUUUGUCAUUCUUUCACUUAUUAAAAUACUUACCUAUUUUAAA